CUGCCGAUUUUUUGGUAUUUCGGUGUAAAUUUUUCAACUAAACUAGGAAAAGAAUAAAAUCAGCAAAAAUAACGGUGAUAAAUAUGACCGAAGUCCUCAGCAACAACACUACCGACAAGGUAGCUGCACUUGUGAAGGAAGCGGAAUCGUUGAAGGCAAAGUUGGAAGAGGAACGACAGAAGCUCAACGAUGUUACUCUUUCUUCCGUUGCUGAGCGACUCGAAAUGAUCACCUAUCUGAACAUAAAACCGCGUCGUGUGCUUAAGGGGCACCAAGCAAAAGUUCUCUGCUCCGAUUGGUCCCCGGAUAAAAGGCAUAUCGUUUCAUCGUCGCAGGACGGAAAGCUUAUCAUUUGGGAUGCAUUCACUAACUACAAAGAGCAUGCCGUUACAAUGCCGACUACAUGGGUAAUGGGGUGCUCGUAUGCUCCAUCCGGUAAUCUCGUGGCUUGUGGCGGAUUAGACAAUAAAGUUACCGUUUAUCCAAUCACCAUGGAAGAGGAUAUCUCUUCGCGGAAGAAAACCGUUGGAACGCACACAAGCUACAUGUCAUGCUGCAUUUUCCCCAACUCCGAUCAGCAAAUAUUGACUGGAAGUGGUGAUUCUACUUGUGCUCUAUGGGAUGUCGAAUCUGGUCAGUUACUGCAAAGCUUCCAUGGCCAUACUGGUGAUGUAAUGUCUAUAGAUCUGGCACCUAACGAGACAGGCAAUACUUUUGUAUCCGGAAGUUGUGAUAAGAUGGCAUUUAUUUGGGACAUGCGUUCCGGUCAUGUCGUUCAAUCCUUUGAAGGGCAUCAGUCCGAUGUCAACAGUGUUAAAUUUCACCCAAGCGGAGAUGCAAUCAGUACUGGUUCGGAUGAUAGCACUUGCCGCCUAUUCGAUAUGAGAGCAGAUAAGGAAGUGGCUGUUUUCAGUAAAGAUAGCAUCAUAUUUGGGGUAAACUCAGUCGAUUUCUCUGUAAGUGGUAGGCUGUUGUUCGCCGGUUAUAAUGACUACACAGUAAAUGUAUGGGAUACACUUAAGGCGCAACGCGUUUGUCUGCUCUAUGGCCACGAAAAUAAGGUCUCUUGCCUGCAAGUAUCGCCAGAUGGUACAGCAUUAUCAACCGGAAGCUGGGAUUUCACUCUCAGAAUAUGGGCUUAAGUAAACUUUUAUUGAAGAGCAGAAUCUAUUAUGCCACCAAAAAACACAAAAUAUUUAAAAGUUACAGUGAAGUAAUAUUCGGAAGAUAAACGUUAAUGUGUCUCUCUCUGUCUAGAAAUUAGUGAAAAAUUACCAAAAAUGCUGUUGAAUAGUCAAAAGGGAUAGAGCUUUUGUCUUUCCAACUGUUUCCGUAGUUGUAAUUGUAUUCUAGAAAUAUAUUAGCACUUCGUUUUCUAUAAUUUAUAGAACGACAAACAUUUGUUUUCAGCUAUCGUACUAUAUUUAAAAAA
Ochlerotatus camptorhynchus is the source of this 1432-nucleotide messenger RNA. Its product is annotated as guanine nucleotide-binding protein subunit beta-5-like. Gene Ontology annotation, biological process: G protein-coupled dopamine receptor signaling pathway; G protein-coupled receptor signaling pathway. The record is from RefSeq and is a predicted model, not a curated record. Lineage: Eukaryota; Metazoa; Arthropoda; Insecta; Diptera; Culicidae. Gene Ontology annotation, cellular component: cytoplasm; heterotrimeric G-protein complex. The coding region runs from base 84 to 1142 and encodes 352 amino acids. The transcript is spliced from 5 exons. Gene Ontology annotation, molecular function: signaling receptor complex adaptor activity; protein binding.